This is a messenger RNA of Triplophysa dalaica, 2697 nucleotides long. RefSeq names its product NACHT, LRR and PYD domains-containing protein 1b allele 2-like. NCBI's taxonomy places the organism in Eukaryota, Metazoa, Chordata, Actinopteri, Cypriniformes, Nemacheilidae. The transcript has 8 exons. The record is from RefSeq and is a predicted model, not a curated record. Bases 291 to 1685 code for a protein of 464 amino acids. Gene Ontology annotation, biological process: regulation of apoptotic process; inflammatory response; innate immune response.
UUAACAUAUAACAUUGCAACGCUUUUGGAUACAGUAACCAUCGUUAAUCCCAAAACUAAAACAGAAUCGCCCCAAUUAAUUCAUACAGUACUUGUAAAUGUGAAGCUGAAAUGCAACGCCUGUGUAUAACUGCUCUAUGCAGACUAUCUUUUUGAGUAAACUGACAACUACUGAACAUGUUUACAGCUUUAGCCUGAGUCAGGCACUCUUGUUUGCACACGUUUCAUAAACGGAAACAGCAAAUUCUUGAGUACGGAGAACUAAACUAUUGUUUCUAGUUGUACAAUAAAAUGGCAGAAGCCGGUAUUUCAUCCUGUGAUCUUGAGGUGUUGGCCUGUCCAAUCUGUCUGGAUGUUUUGAAGGAUCCAGUUACUCUUAACUGUGGACACAGUUACUGUAUGAGCUGUAUUGCAGCCUACUUUGAUCAGGAUGAUCAGAAGAGAGUCUACAGCUGCCCUCUGUGCAGACAGACCUUCAGUCCAAGACCUGUUUCAGGUAAAAACAUCAUGAUGGCUGAUGGGGUGGCGAAUCUGAAGAGGAUUGAACAACAUGCGACUGUGAAACAGUGUUCAGAGGAUGCAGAAGUCUUUACACCUGAAUAUAUUGAGAUGGACCGCGAGGGCAAAAGAACAAACACAUACAGGUUUGUUUCUCCACAUGCUGGUCAGUUUCAGUGCAGUUUGACCAACCUUGUGUUUGUGAUGGAGGAUAAAGGAGAGAUCCUGUAUAAAAUCAUGCCCUGGGAUCCACGACUCUUGUGUGGUUUGGGUCAGAUGCAGCCUGCAGGGCCCUUGUACAACAUUGAAUGUUUUGAAGGUUCAAUCUCACAAAUGCACCUUCCACACUGUGAAAUUCUCACUGAGGAAAACAAGGACAGUUUGGCUGUAACACACUUCACUUGUGAUAAUGUGGAAAUGUUGCAGGCACUUAAAGUGACCAGCACACAUGUGAUCAUUGGUAUCAAAGAGCUCUCCCUUUUUGGGCUCAUAAAAACAAUCAUAUUCCCUGACUAUUCUGUUCAGUCCCAAGUGUUGCUGUUUCUCCGACCAACAUCUAUUAGACAGAGAGAGAAAAUACUGGAUGUCCAUUUGCUUCCAUUGACCAUUCCUGUGUCAGAGGUCCAGAGCCAACACAAAGAAAAUACAUACUUUAAAACCACUUCCACCUGUAACCUAGUUCACGGGAGAGAAUAUACCCUAUGUUGUCAACCAGAGGGAUUUGAAGUGCAGCCACAGGGCCACGUAUUUGAGUGCAAUUUUGGUUCAAACUAUCAUCCUACAUUUGAAGUGUUUAUGGAUGUUGAGACCGAGGAGUUCAAAUUGGGCGUUAUGGAUAUAUUUGAAGAAAAGGAAGUGUGGAGAACACGUCGAAUAAUUCUUAGAGCACCAAGUUCUAAUACAGACACUGCCGAUCUUAGAAUGAUCACAGAAUUUGUAGACAAUCACAGGCAAGAACUAAUUGCAAGAGUGACUUCAGUGAUGCCAGUAGCUGAUGGUCUGAGAGGCAAACACAUGAUGCCUCCUGAAAUGUACAGUGGCAUUGAUAAUGCAAGAUCACGGCAGACAAAAAUGAGGCUCUUGUUCGACGUUCUUGAUUCAGGAGGACCUGCUGUAAAAGCAGAAUUCUACAGACUAAUAAAGGACACAGAACCCUGCUUAGUGCGGGACCUGGAGUCUGGAUGUUGACUACAGGUCUCAUUCCUGCUUCUGACAGUUAAGAGAUGUGGGGUCUUCAUGCCAUAAACAUGUGUUAAUUGCUCCUAUCUUGCAGUGACUAUCCAAAAGUAUCAAUGAAAUGCACUACCACUAAGUUUUGUACAAUUGAGUGGACAGAAGCAGAUGGACAUGAUUUACAAGUGCACAGCCAGGGACUCCAGAGACAAAACUGUUAUUAGUAAACCAGUUUUUCAUUUGAAUGUUACUUAUAGCGAUGAUGACUCCUUUGAAGCAUAGUUUAUGGUGCUAAUGGCACAGUGUUGCCAUGUUCGUUAUUAAUAAGUGCUUUUGUGCUUGUUGUUUGGUCUGAGAUAAAAAGGCCUUAGGUCUUAAUAAAUGGUCAGCUGCAGAUUUUAAGAUUUUUGAGAAGGCAAACCUAGCAAAACCAAUGGUUUAAUAGUAAAAGGAUAAAUGGUAAGAUUUCAGGGCUGCAAACUACGUAUCUUUUGCAAAUUCUGCUGUUUUAAAUUAAUACUUAAGUGGUUUGUCACAUAAUGUAAGACUUAAGGGCCCAGUUUCAUAGACAAGGCAUAGCUUAAGCCAGUACAAGGCCAGUUAAAUUAGGAUAGUUAAUUCGCUUUUAUAAAAAUGCCUUAGAAAAAAAACAUUACUGGUGUGCAUCUUGAGACAAAACACUGGCACGGAUAUAUCUUAAGAUAUUUCAUGGCAAGUUAUUUUCAUUGAGGACAUUUCAAACAUUCAUUUUAGUGUGGGACUAAUCUUAAACCUUGUCUGUGCAACCGGGCAAGGUAUGUUCGAUUUGACAAGCCUAAAAAAACAUAUCAGAUUAGGCAUAAAAUAUGACUGUGUGUAUAUGGUGGAUUUACAGAUACAUUAAGAAUUCAAUAGACUGUGAAACUAUUGUUUAUUUGUUUUUUGGUCACAUUGUAAAAUAAAAGAAACUAAAUGUAAUGAGCUAUCUCAUUUGAACCAAAUGCAGAUUUUUUGUUGUUGAAGAAACUUUGAGUGUUGUAAUAAUUUG